Messenger RNA from Colletotrichum truncatum, 1137 nucleotides. Its product is annotated as abscisic acid ABA receptor. Gene Ontology annotation, biological process: carbohydrate metabolic process. The record is from RefSeq and is a predicted model, not a curated record. NCBI's taxonomy places the organism in Eukaryota, Fungi, Ascomycota, Sordariomycetes, Glomerellales, Glomerellaceae.
AUGGACCCUCCUCCCCUCUUAAUCCACCUCUCAAAAACCCUCUCCCUCUCCCCUCCACAAUCCUCAUACCCCCCCUCCUCCCUCACAGGCCCGCUAACAUCGCACACGGGCACAGCCUACCUCUUCCUCUCCGUCUCCUCCUCCUUUCCCCGCCUUCAAAUCCAUUCAUACCCAGCGAUACACUGGGCAAGGGCGUACAUCUCCAACAUCCCGACGCCGUCGAGAGCAGAAGAAGAAGAAGAAGAAGCCCCCCCGUCCGCCCUCGGCCUCUCCGACGUCCUCGCGGGCUCCGCCAUCCGCGCCUGCGUCACGCAAGACCUCUCGCACGUCCGAACGUUCCUCACGCUGCUCUCCCCCAUCGCCGAAUCCCUCCGCUCCUCCCCACCAGCAGCCACCACGUUACCAAGCUGUCUGCUCCACGGGCUCUCGGGGACGCUGUACCUGCUCCGUCUCAUACGCCACUGGGUCCCCUCCUCCGCGCCCCUCGUGUCGCGGUACAUCGUCCACGUGUCAGACCACCUCCUCGCGGCGCCCUGGUCCUGUCCGCAUGCUUCGCCCCGCGGCGCCGCGGACGGCGAACUAGGCACGCUGACGCAGCUUGUCGUGACCACGCCGCCGCUCGCCCCGCGUCUGGAGGGGAAGUUAUCGGAGUUGUUGGACUUGCAACGUCCCGACGGCAGCUGGCCUUCUCAAAGUCAAGGGGCGGACGGGCAGACGGGUGUCAAGGAGGAGGGGGAAAGACCGGACUUCGCCCACGGCGCAACGGGUCUCGUCGUCUCCCUUCUUUCUCUACGGCCAUUCUUCCCUUCACUACAGGGAAAGAUUGACGAGGUGGUCGGUAGGGCUAGGGACUUUCUCGCGAGGAAUCAGGGGCAGGAGGCGUGGGGGGAACCGAGUUUGUGGUACGGCGUGCUUGGUGCGGCGCUAGCUUUCCCGAAAGGAGAAACAAGAGACGCCUUCCUAUCACUCUCCUCGCCCAAAAACAACAUACCGGAUUUCACCCGCGCGGCAGAUUCGCCGCCAGAGCCCCCAUCGUCCUCCGGAUCCGUCGCGACGUCGUACGACCCGGGCGCCGCGUGGAUGUGGGCCGUUUCCGAGAGGGACAUGCCGCGUAUGAUUUUCUACAACGACAUUUAA